AGUCCAAAGGCUCUCUCUCUCUCUCUCUCUCUCUCUCACAAGAAAAAAAAGGAAAAUCCCCGAAAUUAUCAUCGAAUUAAAUUCCCACAAUUUAUUUUACCAUCGAAUUGGUUUCUCUCCCCCGAAGUCAGUCUAAUCUCUCUCUCUCUCUCUCUCUCUCUCUCCGACAAAUCCUUUCCUUUACUCAGUCUCAGACGCUUUUUACAACUCGGUCUGAAUCGGUCCUUUUCAGUGGGGCUUUUAGUUGCAGCGACUGAAUCAACUCGGUCACCCAGUCCUAUGUUUGUGUAUUUGAGUUGCAUGUGGUGGAUUUUCCAUGGAAACAGUGGUUGGAGUUGAGUGGAAUGAUGAAGGGAAGGUUGAAGAGAAUGGGGUUGAUAAAAGUAGCUCGGCUCUGUCUUCACCAAAGCAGAUUGCUGAUCCGGUUGUCUACAAGCUUGUCCGGGUUGAAGGAGAUGGGAGAUUAGUGCCUGCAACAGAUGAUGAAGUAAUGGAGGUUGAGGAUUUUCUUGAAGAUGAAAAGAGUGAAAUGCAUGAUGUUGCCAACACUGAGCAGACUAUGGGGAGUAUAGGCAACGAAGGGUCAUCUUCUGAGAAGAUACUGUUAGAAAGCUCAGAAGGUUUAUUGAAGACCAAGACCUCAGAAGCUGAUGCUGGUAAACAAAAGGCGCAGCUUGAGGAAAGUGUCCCUUCAUCAAGUUUGAAUGAUAACCAUAUUGAUCAAUCUGGGGGCACUGGAGAGUGCCCAAAUCCUCCAGAUGGAAUGAUGGAAAGUGGAUCAUCAGCUUCUGCUGCCGGUACUGGUUUGAAACCUGAUUUUUCCAAGUUAAAUGGAGAACUUUGCUUAGACAAACUAUCAAUUAGAGAACUUCAUGAAGUGUUUAAGGCAACAUUUGGGCGGGAAACUACUGUCAAAGACAAGCUGUGGCUCAAGAGGAGGAUUGCCAUGGGAUUGACUAAUUCUUGUGACAUAUCAACCACAACUUUCACAAUUAAAGAUAACAAAUUGGUGAAGAAAGAUGAAGAAGAAUGCAGUAAGGAUGUGGAUGAUUCAUUCACCCAGGAUCCAGCAGUUGGAGCAGCUGAUGUUAAUUGCAAAGGUUCACCAACUAGCCAUGGUAGCCAAUCGGAAGACCAUCAAAGUGGGUCUGGCAAGAAAUCAAGAAAUAAUAGCUUGGAAAUUGAUAGUGGAAGUGAGCAUCUUAAUACAGAGCAGAGAGCAGCCAAAAGAAUUCGGAAGCCCACCAAGCGAUAUAUUGAAGAACUAUCUGAAGUUGAAUCCAGAGAUUAUAGCCAAAAGUUAAUCAGUUCACCCAAGAGUGUUGGACUUGGACAGGUAUCUCCAAGAUCUUGUCUCAGGCCUGUUAAAAAUGUGCCUUCAGAUGGGAGAACAGUUGUCACCAGGUUGGACUCUCUUGGGGGAUCUGGUGUUCAGGUUCCAUAUGUUUCUCGGGUCCGAAGAAGCCGUCCAAGGAAAAAUGUCAUGGCCCUUAUGAAAUUCAAUCCAAGUGACAUGGGCAUGGCAGCUAAACUAGUAAAGAAGGCCCUUGGUGUUCGUAGUUCUCAAACAGAUGACGAUAUUGGGAGUAAGGUCUUGAAAAGGAGAUAUACAGAUCAGAUUCAGCAGCCGUUCUUUGCUGAACUAGAGAAAGAGAGGCAGAAUUCAGUAAUGGGCAGAAUUGAACGGGGAGAGAAUUUGGGGAGGUCACAGGAAGAUUCUUCUGGGGAUAAUUCGGAUGAUAAUGUAGUAACUGUUCCCACUGCCAAGGGUGGAAUGAGAAGGAAACAUCAUCGAGCUUGGACUCUUGUUGAGGUUAUGAAAUUGGUUGAGGGUGUAUCUAAGUGUGGAGCUGGGAGGUGGUCUGAGAUCAAACGACUUGCUUUUGCAUCCUAUUCAUACCGCACGUCUGUUGAUCUUAAGGACAAGUGGAGGAACCUGCUUAAAGCUAGCUUCGCACAGGCACCUCCAGAUGAUGGGAUGAACUCCCGGAAGCCUACUUCAAUGCCUAUCCCGGAGCCAAUUUUGGUACGAGUGAGAGAGCUUGCCGAGAUGAAUGCACAGGUCCCUCCAAAUCUUAGCUCAAGCAAACCCUCUGUGGGUAGUAGAAACAUGCAUGAAACAAAAUCUGGCUACUUGUAACGUUGUAAAUAAUUCCAGAAAAUAAAGAUACUUAUCUGUAAGCAUUCUGGAGAGCUGGUUGUUCCUCGGUAUUUCUUUUGGUGAUGGUUUGUAUGGAUGAUUAAUUGUAGGCAUCGAGUAAGGCUAAUUAAAGAGCUAUGGAGACGCUGUCA
Messenger RNA from Juglans microcarpa x Juglans regia, 2292 nucleotides. RefSeq lists its product as uncharacterized. The record is from RefSeq and is a predicted model, not a curated record. Bases 317 to 2140 code for a protein of 607 amino acids. The transcript has 9 exons. Lineage: Eukaryota; Viridiplantae; Streptophyta; Magnoliopsida; Fagales; Juglandaceae.